Effrenium voratum is the source of this 438-nucleotide messenger RNA. NCBI's taxonomy places the organism in Eukaryota, Dinophyceae, Suessiales, Symbiodiniaceae. The record is from the annotation of a GenBank genome assembly.
AUGACGCACCUUCCGGACGAUGAACAAGCCCUGAAGAACUACGUCGAGGAGAGAAGCCUUUGGACAGAGAUGCGCGCCAAGCUGGAGCAAAGCGAGGUCGAAAUCCAAGAGGCUGAAACCAUCCCAGGCAGCGUCCCCACCUUCAGCCACCACGACGGCGCCUUCCAGCGGUCACAAGACUCCUUCGCCCGAGAUUACACCUUGGAAGAAUACGAGAAGCUCCGGGGCAAAUUCAGGCGAUUGUGCGAACCAAAGCGCGGUAGCGGAAACAUUGAAGUGCCCGGCGACAUCUUCAAGCAGUACAUGGACGCUUUCCUGAAGGUCGUGACAAUGGAGAAGUCUCAUGAAAAAACCCACGAGUUGGAGGAAGAAGGAGGCUUCUAUACCCCGGAAGAGAUGAAGGAGCUGCUGCACUAUAAACAGACCUUCGGACCCUAA